AUGUUGCGAAUAGCUAGCAGCAUAAUCAGAGUUCGUUCGCGCGAUGGCGUGAUACUUAAGUCGAGGACGUUCCGUGUUACAGAUUUACCCAGGUUCGGCAAACCGUUGAACAACCUUACAGUCUCGGUGGGUCGCGAAGCCAUUUUCACCUGCAUCGUCGAGACUCUCGGACCAUACAAGGUAGCGUGGUUACGAGUCGAUACGCAGACGAUUCUAACGAUAUCGAGUCACGUUAUCACGAAGAAUCAUCGGAUCGCAGUUACACACAUUAGUCAUCGAACGUGGGAUCUGCAUAUAAGAGAUACGCGCCAGAGUGACAGCGGUUGGUACAUGUGCCAGGUUAAUACUGACCCGAUGUCCAGCAUUACUGGGUUUCUCGAAGUUGUUGUGCCACCGGAUAUCCUGGACUACCCCACCAGCACGGACAUGGUGGUACGGGAGGGCAGCAACGUGACGUUACGAUGCGCGGCGACAGGAACACCGGAGCCGACGGUCACGUGGCGUCGUGAGACGGGCGGCGCGAUCAGCUUGUCAAACUGGCAAGCGACGAGUUUCGAAGGUCCAGAGCUGGAAAUAACACGCAUCACGCGUCUCCAUAUGGGACCUUAUCUCUGUAUAGCAUCCAACGGAGUGCCACCAACAGUCAGCAAGCGAAUCCUUGUCACUGUUCACUUUCAGCCUAUGGUUUGGAUCGAAAAUCAACUAGUGGGUGCUUACGAAGGGCAAAGCCUCACCUUGGAAUGUCACAGCGAAGCUCAUCCAGAGCCUAUCACUUAUUGGACGAGGGCAACAAAUGAGACUAUCGCCAACGACGAGAACUAUAAGGUCGAAGCAAUCCCUAAGGGAUAUGAGGUGUUGAUGAAGCUUAUAAUAAGAUCUGUACGAGUCCAGGAUUUUGGAUCCUUUCGGUGCGUGGCAACGAAUUCUCUCGGAGAAACUGAUGGAAAAAUAAAACUUUACAGAAUCGAUAAGCCAACUACCCGCAGACCGGGCUCGAGGCGGGAGUCGAAGAAAACAUGGAAGAUCGAUCAUAGCCAUGAAAAGAAGGCCGCCGGUAUGAAGGACGACCCGAUGCUGAAAGGCGAUGAUAUUGGCGACGAGCAGAUCGAUUUUCAGUCGGCGACGGCCUCAUCGGCAUUUCAUCGCCACUUGCUUACAAAUUUUGGAAUUACUGCCAUAACCGCGAUAUUGGCCGGCGGUUUAUCCACGUAGGCCACCGUGUUGUUUCGAAGAAAACUAUACGUAAAGAAGAUUAAAGUAAUAUAGAAAGACUCUCUGGAUGCGGGAUUAAACAUCGCGCGUGGCAAGCAUCGCAACGAAGUAAUGUCGAUAAGAAUAAUGCUGCGAAAAGGGUCGCUGUUCCCGAUAAAAAGUCUCUUCCUGUUGUACAUGAAAUUUGCAUAAAAUGGACGUAGAGUGAAGACCUGUUUUUAUAUAGAAGCAUGAAGGGUCUGAAGUAUCUGAUUGAUCAGAGUGACCGGGGUACUUCGUGAGGGAGCGUAAUUAACACAUUGCAAGCCGAACGUGUACUAAUAGACUUUCCUCUCUAUCUAAAGACGUAGAAAGCCACCAAUCUAUUAACCCCUUUACGCUGAAGGCGUCAGAGUAGCUGGCUUUUACCGUUCCCAUUCCGAGCGGUAACCUUGUUGACCUCGCCAUCACUUGAAGAAGAAAGUCUGUAAAUUAAGUAAAAAGGGGCACACAUUAUUUGCAAUCGCACUUUCUGAUAAAUUGUUAAAAUAAAUAUUUUUUUGUU
Nylanderia fulva is the source of this 1756-nucleotide messenger RNA. The record is from RefSeq and is a predicted model, not a curated record. Lineage: Eukaryota; Metazoa; Arthropoda; Insecta; Hymenoptera; Formicidae.